Messenger RNA from Symbiodinium natans, 1569 nucleotides. Lineage: Eukaryota; Dinophyceae; Suessiales; Symbiodiniaceae. The record is from the annotation of a GenBank genome assembly.
AUGUUAUGGUUUGCAAUAGCGUGUAUAUCUGUCGCGUUGAAUGCCGUGCUUCUCCAGCAGCUGCUGUCCGUAAGAGUUGGAUGUGACGCCAUACAGAAGAUCCAGCAAGCCAAUGGGUCUAUGUCAAUGUCAGACAUGCCAGCACGUGACAUUGCAGAGUUGGGGCAGCUUUUCUUCAGGCAGAAAGUCAGUGAGUUGUUGAUGGCCAAGGAGGUUCAAGAGGAGAUUGGGUUCAGCAGCGAGGCUUGGGAAAAGGAAAACCCUCUGACGGGACUAGCCGUGGAUUUGUUGAGUGUGGAGAUAGCACCGGAAGAGCUGAACGAAUUGCGAAACACAACGGUGAAACGCUUGGUGGAACGUUUGAACGAGCAUGGUGUAGUAAUUGUCAAAGGCCUCCACGCGCCGAAGGAUUGCAGACAGGCAGCUGAGUUUGUUCAUCGUGAGAUUCUGUCGCCUUGGGCCACUUUCAGCAACAUACGUGACAACAAGUACCGCAAAGACUACGCACUUCCGAUGCGGGGCCCGGCCAUCCAGUUGUUGAACAAGACCUUGUCAAUUUUGGAGCCAGUGUUUACAGCAACUUUGGGCCCGAAUGCAAGUUUGGUCGAGUUUUCAUCGCUGACAACAUAUGGCGGCGCAGGGCCUCAGGAAUUUCAUGCGGACUCCAGCGUCACGUCAGUCCGGCAGAUACGAUCCUUGGGCCGCAUGUUCUCGGCCUUCAUUUAUUUGGAUGAUGUGCGCUCCGAUUCGGCGCCGCUGGAUGUUGUGCCAGGUACGCAUACCCACUACCAGUUUCUAGGUGAUGAAGAGACAGAAAUGAUGACCAGUGUUCCUUUCGCCCGUCUUGCUGUACCGCAGGGGAGCAUUGCCAUUUACGACUCGCGUGCCUUACACCGUGGUGCAGCCAACACAUCUCCGUUUGCCCGGCCGACGAUAUAUUUUUCUCUUGCUGAACGGCGCAAGUUUAUUCCAAUCGGCCCUGUGUACUCCCUGCGGCAGGGUUAUAGACGCUUCCCGAUCGCAAUUCAAAAUGUUAUAAGAAACUCGAUACCUGAUGAGGUGUUGGCGGAUGGUGUGCCCGUACACAGCGACGAGAGAUGCGCCGAGCAGUUGGAGCAGCUGUGCCCCACAGACAAGUUCAACGGGGAUCCAGACCGGCGCUUCGAUUGCGCCUGGUUUUACUUCACCGGCGACGGAGAAUCAGCUGAGGUUCGACGCAUGGGAAAGCUGCAGCCUCUUCAAUUCACGGACCAUCCUGGGGUGAAGGAGGAUUUUCAGAUGGCGGACGAGGAUGAUGAUGACCGUGAUGCUCAGCUCGAGAAGGACAGGGAGAACCUUCGGGAUGCGGAUGGCAAUAUUGACUACGAGGCAGCGCUGGCCUUGACGCUCACACGUGGCGGAUCCUACCGCUCCUAUCCCCUGGACCGCCGCAUGCCGAACUGCGGUGUUGCGAGCCGCAUGGAGAUGCUUCUCAAGCGGGGCAUCUUCGCGGACGACUUCGCUGCCAACGUCAGCUGGGGCAAGCUCGGGCUCCGCUCCCAAAGGGAGGAGUUCAAUGGCUCCACAUGA